Molecule: messenger RNA, 1164 nt
Organism: Arctia plantaginis
Lineage: Eukaryota; Metazoa; Arthropoda; Insecta; Lepidoptera; Erebidae
Source: the annotation of a GenBank genome assembly
AUGGAAGGGACAUCCUCUAAAAAUUUAAUCGAGGACUGUAGACUGAAUUUGCCAGAUGGGUUAAGGGAAUUGAUGGGCGAUAUUUCUAGAGAAGUUCUACGGGCUCAACCUUCUAACCUCUACCGUUUCAUCGCUGACUAUCUCUCAGCGUUGUUAGUAACGCGAGACCACCUAUCCAUUGCGGAUCAAGUAUGCGACUAUGUGUGCCAGUGUGACUGUCAACCAGAAUUGCUCAUCGAACUAGAACAGUUAGGUCUGGAUGAGCACAACGCACAAAAAGUCAAGGAUAUUGUUCUGAAAAAUUUACAAAAAGAAGAAGUUAACGAAAGAACUAUUUUGGCAGCUCUUUUGGCCAAAACAAAUAUCGAAGCCGAUAUGUACCCAGACGUUGUCAAUGCAGUGCGAUUGGCCUAUAUACGUCAUCAAUCACAUAACAUACCUAAAUACGAGGCUUCAUAUCGUGCUUAUGGCGUAAGACGAGAAAUUGCCUCGAAGAAAGAACAAGAAAUACCAAUAAGGACUUAUAUGAGUUACGCAGAGCCUGGGCAUAUUGCGCCAACUUCAAAUAAUUCAAGUCUCUCCGAACGUAUGCAGCAACAGAUUGAACUAACGGCCAGUCUGAACCUAGCAAGGAUAAAAACUGAUUCAUCAAUGUCUCUAGCAGGUUCUUUCUGUGACUUGCCACGUCACAAACCAUACAACACACGUGAGAGUGAGAAUCUAUACCUCCUAGAAGAAACGGAAAAAGAGCAUUCUCACAUUGACUAUACUGCUAGAAGCCCGCAUACGUCACUAGUAAGUGAGGAAGGCAAAAAAUACCCGCAUUCAGAUAAACGAAUUAGUUUCCAAGAUACUUCCGAAGGCGAAUUAUAUUAUGAAGGUGUAACCGCUUAUGAUGAAACUACCAGUAUUAAUAUAGCUUUGAUUGACGACGCAAUUCCCCAAGAACAAGAAAGUGAUCAGAAUAAGGCAGAUUUUGAUGAGGAAUGUAAUGAUGAAUCAGUGGCAACUGAAUUUUCCGAUGAGACCGUCUCUGAAGAAAUAAUUGAAAACGUCGAUUAUGAAAUUGAGAAAACAGGGGUUAAUAAAACUGAUAGAGACUAUAUCAAAGCUAUGAAUUCGGAGGUUGAUACUGAUAGUUGUGAAGAUUUAGAAGCGCAAUAA